AUGGAUCCUUUCCUCCAAUGGGACUUUCCCUAUGAGCUGAUAAAGCCCUCCAAACACGGAUCUGAGACUGUCGCCCUUUUUCUGGACAGUCUAAAUAGACAAGAUGCAAUUGGCCAAGAGCUAGCGGCAGCUCUUCAAACCACUAUUGCUGAAGCCUCUCACAAACACCAAUUCUUUCAGCUCUAUGCACCUUUACGGCUCCUGGUUAGAGCCCUCGAAUUUAACAAUGCCCAAAGGAUAAAAGAAAAUCCACCAAUCCAGCUUUACAUAGCCCAGUCUCUAUUACCGGACCUUCCCAGCUCUCUACAGAGCGAUGUGCCAGCUCCAGAACUGAUCCGCAAAGUGGGCAAAGGCGACAUUUACAGCUCCUCAAUAUGGCUCGGGACUGAGCCGACUUACACCCCACUACACCGGGACCCAAACCCAAAUUUGUUCUGCCAGCUGUGUAGUAGCAAAGUGGUAAGGCUUUUGCCACCUGAUAAGGGGCUUGAGCUGUAUAAUAGCGUGCAGACGCGGCUUCGACGGUUAGGAAAUAGCCGAAUAAGAUCCACAGAAAUGAUGGAGGGAGAAGAAAGGGAAAUGCUUCAUGGGGCCGUUUGGGGGAAUGAACCGACGGCAGCAGACAUUCAAGAGGUAACAUUACGUGCCGGAGAUGGCUUGUUUAUUCCCAAGGGCUGGUGGCAUUCUAUCAGGAGCGAGCGAUCUGACGGACAGCUAAAUGGAUCAGUCAACUGGUGGUUUCGCUGA
Messenger RNA from Trichoderma virens Gv29-8, 747 nucleotides. RefSeq lists its product as uncharacterized. Gene Ontology annotation, molecular function: 2-oxoglutarate-dependent dioxygenase activity. NCBI's taxonomy places the organism in Eukaryota, Fungi, Ascomycota, Sordariomycetes, Hypocreales, Hypocreaceae. The transcript has a single exon. Bases 1 to 747 code for a protein of 248 amino acids. The record is from RefSeq and is a predicted model, not a curated record.